This is a messenger RNA of Chrysochloris asiatica (Cape golden mole), 1146 nucleotides long. It is a transcript of the gene LINS1, whose product is annotated as lines homolog (Drosophila). Bases 1 to 1146 code for a protein of 381 amino acids. The transcript is spliced from 6 exons. Lineage: Eukaryota; Metazoa; Chordata; Mammalia; Afrosoricida; Chrysochloridae. The record is from RefSeq and is a predicted model, not a curated record.
AUGAAACCAAUCUAUGAAGUUUUAGAGCAACUAUACAAGAAAAUACUUCUUGGAAUCUGUCUGUUUCAGAAUUCAGAUAAACUGUUAUCUCACAUGGCUUCAGAAUGUCUCGCAUUGCUUCUGUAUUUCCAAGUGAGAGAAAAGGUAACAUUAAGCAAUUCUUGGAUUACUUUUUGCCAACAAAAUCUUUCUGAAUACUUUGAGAAUGAUAAAGUAGUGUGCUGCCUCUGGACUCUGACAGCUGUAAUAAAAGAAAUCUUCAAAGAUACUUGCUUACAAAAACCAGAAAUCCUGAAGCAGUUCCUGACUCCUUUUAAUACUACUUUUGAAGCAUUUUACAAUUCCUUAUUUUCUCAACGUUUUGAAAAUUGCCAAGAAACUUCUAAACUAAUAAACAGCUUGGUGUGUUUCCUGGAGUUGCUUGAACUUCUUACAGCCUCCGGAAUCUACCUGGAGCUCCAGUUCACCUGCCAGCGCCUUUUCUUUUUGAAUCCUUCUCUCUUGCUAGAUGUUCCUACCUGGCCUGCACCAGCUUUCAUCAGAAGGAAGUUCAUCAUCUUCAUUAAGAAGUGCUUUCUCUUCAAAGUGGGCGAAGACCUCUUUCGUGGCUGUGUUCCUAUAUCAGUGCCACCACCACAGGAUCUUUUAGGCAUGGACAUGUUGGCUUUAGCGAAUGCUGUUUUACAAGCUGUGAGUUUCGGGUGGUUGAAAGCAGUGUUGUCUGUUCAUGGAAAACCUUCCUGCUUUGGAGGCGAUGCCAUUCAUCCUGGAUGUGAAAAUAACUCUGCUCCAGAUUAUGUGAUCCUUAGAGCAACCACCUUAGUUUUACUUAAAUCCUUAGAAAUCAAGUUUCAAAAUUUUACUGCACCAAAUGAAAUACAAGGUAAUUCUCUGAAAUCCUUCUUAGCGGGUGAAGGUUGCUGGCUGCGCCUGGCCUGGCCUGCUUUGCGGACUCCACGUGCCCGCGCGCUCCUCGCUGCCGUCGGUCUGCGUGGCGUCCUGGCCCCGCCUCCCCCCGCCACACCUCCCAGGAUGCACCGCUGCGCACAGCGCCCCCCGCCGGCUCGGAGCAGCGCCUCGGCCUGCGGACCUGAGGAGAAGGUGGGCCUGAGCGCACGUAGGCCAGCGCUGAGGCCUGAGCUCUGA